CGGAAAACAUAUGUAAACAAAAGAGAAAUUUGGGGAAAUUGCGACUUUUGUAAAAGAACAAACAUUUUAAUAGCUUAGAACCAAAAGACAACACAUUUGGAUAUUAGUUUUGUAAUAUUUCAGUGGAAGGCAUAUAAAAAAAAAUUAAAGGAAAGAGGUAAACUUAAAAUUCAACGAGAAAACCGCAAGCAUGGACUGCGCACCACUUAAUUUGGCUCAUUUCCACGAGCGAAGAUCAGAGCGUUUUAUACGCAAUCAUCGCUAUGAGGAGGCCAUAAAAGCGUUGGAGACAUCCCUAAUUUACAUGCAGGAUGCCCAAAAACGAGUGGCUCUGCCAAAGUCCAUAGAAGUUCUGAACACAUUAACGUUGGACUUCCAGCGAAAACUGCGCCAAAUUGAGAUGCGGAAAACACAGCAUGGCUUAAAUAAGUUGAAGGACUUCGCUCCGUUAAAGGAAACCAGUCCUAUGUUACCAUUACGGCCGGAAAAUGGAGCAAGUGGAGCCGGAGGAUCCGCGCAAUCGGUGGCCAAGGCAAUUGACAAAACAGUCCAGGAUUUCGAUGCCAAGUUUACAUCGUCCCUGAUUAUAAAAGUCCCCAACAAUUUGGCCAACUCGGAGCCCCAAAUGGAGACGCUAAGGAAGAGUGAUCCCCUGAAGGAUGUGGAUGAACGAGAUCCCUACGAUAACCACAGGCUCACGGGCAGCGAUGAUCUGGAUUUGCCCUCUUUGGCCCCUUUGGAACUGCCCUCCUUCGAUUAUAGUCUCUUCACCAGCUCAUCGGCUCCUUCUCUGGCCAGUUAUGCCGGCAUGGCCGAGAGCUUCCAGAAAUAGGCUAAGAACAAUGAUUUUCGUACCUUCAAAAUGUC
Molecule: messenger RNA, 867 nt
Organism: Drosophila gunungcola (fruit fly)
Lineage: Eukaryota; Metazoa; Arthropoda; Insecta; Diptera; Drosophilidae
Exons: 2
Coding region: 191-832 (213 amino acids)
Biological process (GO): autophagy
Source: RefSeq, a predicted model, not a curated record